AACUGGAAAAAACGGAAUGAAAUAGUGAAAAAAACUUUUGGUAGCGGGAUAGCGUGUUGCUAGCCGCAGUUUAUAUUGCCAUAUAUGGCGUUUUUCACACAAUAGAAGUACAAUGGGAAGCUUUCCAUGACAGAUAUGCAAGCAUACGACACGGCUUAGAGAUUUGACUGUCUUCUUUCGCUCCCUUGCCUUUAAUAUAUUCAACAAAUUGGAUAACCAUGAGUUAUAACUAUUAAGUCAAUAAUUUGUCUACAUUUUUACAAGGUUGGUUUUAUAGACUCCUUCAAAAUGAGGGCAACGAACACUGCGAUAGCCGAGGACAGUAGUAGGUUGUCUUAACUUAAAGUAAGUUAACUUAAAGGUUUCUAAAGUAGCGCUCUAAAUCGAAGAAUAAAGGUUGUUUGAUUACAAAAAUAUGGCUGAAAAAAAAGCUGGCAUGAGGUCCUCGUUAUCUGCUGAUGAUGUGGGAAAAGCCUUCAAGAAACCUGGUAAAAUAUCAGCUGAUUUCUUGGCACAGUUCGAAUCUGACACUGCACUAUCUGGUAGUAAUAGUUCGCUUCAAUUUCCUCAUGCGACGCCAGGACAUGGGUUAAGUUCUGACAUGGCUUCAACAUCAGCCUCACAUGAACAUCUAGCUCCUGCAAGAAGACCAAAUGUAAGAAUCUCAGAACCACCUCAUAGCAGUAAUGAAGAAAUAGCUACUGGGAUAGAGCAUGAUGCAGAAUAUGAUGAGAAACCUGAGAAAAAGAGAAAAUCUAUAUGGAAAUGGGGUCCUUUGAAAAAAGUUAGAAAAUUCUUCAGUCGUAAGAAAAAUUCCAGGAGAGCUAAAUCAUGUGAGGACUUGCCUGUUUCCAGUAGAUUGACAGUAGAUAAGUCUCGCAGGCAUCGCACCACCUCAACCCCAAUGCAUCAUAAUGCAGAUGUGCAUGAUAAAUCAUCACCAGUCGUGCGAACAAGGAGUAUGCCACCCCAGAGCCCUAAUACAGUACUUCGGGAAGCCAAGAAACGUCAGGCAAUCAGUCAUGAAGAAAUCCGUGAGGCAGAGAGAUCACCAAAACCAGUGUCCAAGACAUACUCCUUACCCACCUUACAUGGCCCUGGAAUUCGUUCACAAAGAGACUUGUACACUGAUGAAGCUGCUGUUAGCUUUGAAAGUGAUCCUAAUGCCUCAUCCAUUGAGGGACUCCAGGCAGCACAUGACAAAAUCAAAGCAGCUCCUAAGAAACGAAGACCCCCAACGCGUGGGAGGUCCCGGACAUCAUCUCUAGGGGUCGGAGACACACCUGUAACCCAAGACCCAAAGGCACACAAACGGUCUAGGACGGACCCAAAAGACCUAACCAGAGAAAGAACCAGCAGCGGGAACCGGCUUGAUUCAAGCUCACUGUCAGAUAUUUUGAACAAUACUAUAUUUGAGACUUCAGAAUUGGGCGAGGAGGAAGAAGGACAGGCCGUGACCUCCCAACCGGAGACUUCCCAAAGAGACAAGGAGCAACAAGACUCAGUCAUAGAUGAUGUUAUGUCAAGGGUUAAUAAUGUCCUUGCUCAAACCAGUGGCCCAUCGAGGUUGUCCCAGAGUGGUUCCCCUUCUACUAAACUUCGAGCUGCAAAAGUAGACUUGAAGAAUACAGCGGAAACGACGGAGAAAAAGAAAUUAUCUGUUUCAGAGAAAAGAAAAAGCCUUCCAAACAGAAAAACAGUUGACAAUGAAGGAUCUGAUUUGGACAGAACAUUGAAAGGAAUGUUGGAGGAAAGAGAGUUAACUAUGGCAGAGAAACGAAGGAGUUUUCCAGGGAAGACAAUAGUGGAAGAAGGAGUUAAGAAAAAAGAGCUUACUGUGGCAGAAAAGAGAAGAAGUUUCACAGACAAGUUUACAGAUGAAAAGCCGAAAAAGCUAGAGUCGAGCAAGACACCGAAAGAAAGUUUUGAAAAAAAGGAAUUAACUGCACAAGAAAAAAGGAAAAGUUUUACAGAGCAAAAAUCUCAAGAAUCGACAGGGAAGAGAGAAAAGAGCGUCAGUAGCUUCCCAAAGAAGGAAAGUGUAUCAAGCUUUGCUGAUUCCAUUCGAAGCUCUCGCGCUGAGACAGAGAUCGUCAUGGCAGAAAAUACUUGCCAGCUUGAGAGUGAAGUCACUUUUGAAGACUUCGAGUUCGACAAGUUACUAGACAAUGAACCGACCACUUCCAAACAGUCCACUGACGACAGUAAAAAAGAAAGCGAAGGUAGUCCCAAAAAGCAGGAGCAGCAGCAGAAGGAUAGCAUCAAACCGGCUGUACCUUUUAAACGCGGCAAAUCAUGGUCCAAUAAUUACAAACCGAAACUUCAAGAAUUUCCAUUCAAGCUAGAUAGUACGGAACCUAGCCCGGUGAAAAAGGAAGCCCAAACAAAUGUUUUAACUGAAAAACCAGAAUUGGUUCAACAAGAGCAAGUAAUUCGAAAGAAAGAGAACAAGUCUGACACUUCAGAGAAAUCUAUUCCGUCUCAGUUUAGCAGAACUAAAUCCUGGUCUUAUGGUACUAAACCAGGAGAUGUUCGCAAGGCCAAUGCGAAGGAAAAUCAAGCCCCAGCUGUAGAGAACGAGAAAGAUGAGCCGGCAUGGGUAGCUAGUGCUAAGCAGAAGUCAAGAAGAAUGUCUCAGUUGUUACUAGACGACGAAACCUCGGAAAACCAGACACCAACCCUCGUUAAACCGAAUAAAAACAGCAUUAACAAACCUCCAGAUUCGAAGCCUCAGACCUCACCAAAACCAACAAUAAAGGCACAAGCCAAACCAGACUCGAUGUUUGAAAAACAACCUUUUAAAGCGCCUGUCAGGCCUUCUAAACCACCAGUUGCUACAAAAGAACAAGUUAAACCCUCGACUCACGAAAAUCCUCACAAACCAUUUGUUAUUGUCAAAGACAAGGGACCACUGAAAGCAAGCAAUUUAUAUGGAAGAAGCUCGGCAACGUUACCGGCGAGAACAGAUAAGAAUAUUACGGGACAAAAUGCAAUGGGCAAGAAUAAUACUAGACAGUCAUUGAAUUUGUCCUCCAAUGAAACAGCCGCAAAUAAAAAGCCAUUUGGCGGAAUAAAAAUCGAUAAGUGUAUCAUCUGUGGAACUAAAGUUUACCAGAUGGAGAAAUGUAAGUUUGACGACAGUGUGUUACAUCGGGACUGUAUGAAGUGCUCUGUGUGUAAGAGGCAUUUGACGGUGGGGAAUUUCGUUAUGGCUGAGAGCAAGAUUUAUUGCAAACCUCAUAGCCUCAUAGUAACUGUCGGCUCUACGUGAAGUCAGAUGUGUGCUACACUAGGGUUCAUGCAUCGUGCUCUUUAUUACUUUAAGCUAAGACGAUAAUACCUCCUCGGUCGCACAUGCAUCAGACUGCUUUAAAGAACAUUAGGUUUUUGUAAACUAACGUUUGUAUAUGGCAAAUUUCAAAAGUUCCUUGGGAUAACGACCCAACGGCGGGUCAUUGAACGAAACAGUUCCAUUUUACUAGUAGUCGAAUUCUGUGUAGUGUUUGCAGUGCCCUCAUUAUUCUCCUGUACAACUGUUUCAUUUGGACCACGGCAUCCCACGUGUAGACCCCUCCCUUGCAUUCCAGAGGAAUGGGAGGAAAAAAUCAGGGACCGUCUUGGCUCUGGCUGUAACCUACAACAAAAGGCGAAUCUUGGAUUUUAAAAUUGGAUUCAAUCUUUGGCAAGUAUUUUAGUCCCUCGUGGCAGCAGAUAAUCUAACCCGACAAGAGACUAAACAAAAAGUUAACAUUAAAACUUUGUGUAAAGUUAACGACAUAGAGUUUGGAUUUCAGGUACUUAGCUAGCCGAUAUGGCUACUGCUUAAGAUAGACAGGAACGAAUGAAUGCGAACGAUGCUAUGGAUUCAUUAUGCAUUUGCAUGUGAAUAAUAUACUCAACGUUCCACAUUGCGCGUACCUAUACACGGUAUUCAACUGGUACAGCGUAUGUUGCAAAACACGUCAGCGACAGCUAAAAUAUUAAAACCAACACCGGAGCCGACAGAUGCAGGGAAAAUCACAAAAACCCUAGUGUGAUGAAUGCACAUACAGGGCCUACAGCACUUGGGUUUACAAAAGACAACGUGAUAUUUGUUCACAGGCACAAUCACGUGUACUACCACGAUCCAUKUUGUACCUACGUAAGUUGAGAUGCAGUUGCCAUGGUAAUUUGGUAAGGGGAAAAAGGUAGAUGUGUUUGUUACGUUCAUUAAAUCAUAGUCACCAGCAGUAAUAAAAAUAUWUUUUUUAAUCCCAGCUCUAAAAAAAUAUUUUAUUUUUCUAAUUAGCUUAUCAAUUACAUUGCGAUAUUGAUUCGAUUUAAAGAUAAAUCAUGAAAAUAAAUCGAUUUUGAAUCUAGAGAUUAAGAAAUUAAAUCAAGGGAAAAAGACAUACGGUAAAAUAGGUUAGGUAUAGAGUCGGUUCACAGUCGUUUUCAAUCGGACAAGGCCAACGUGGCAUAUCCGCCAAUCAAAAAUGCGCUUAUAAUUGGAUAGAUUGGAGAAUGAUUUGCGUAUACUUARGAAAACUUUUGGAAUCAACGUCUUGUUGGUCGCGUGUGAUUAUCGAUCUUGUCAUGCGCCAGGGUUAAAGCCUUUUUUCCAAUACUAGUUCGGGGGGAAACUGGAGAAAAAGUAGUCUUUAUUGAAACUAAGGAUGAGAAAAAAAAAAAUGAAAAAAAUGUUUUAAGAUGGCAGUUUUGGUGGAUCUUUUCCAGGCUUGUACUUAGAGGGCUGGUCAGUAUUAGCGGUGCCAUGCAUUUUGGCAACCUUCAAGUUAUGUAGAAAACAUAUUUCAUUCGGUUACACAUCUCACUGCAUUGGUUAACGUGACUUUUUUUAACGUGAAUUUCCUUAAACCUUACUGACUGAACAGCCCGCCUUAUACAAGAGGAAGAAGGAGUACGUCUAGGACCCGUAACUUAGCGCGAUCACGUGUCAMCAGCCAUGUUGGAUGACAAGAACAACUGAGAAAAAAUGAAUAUUAUUGUUCUGUUAUCCAACAUGGCGGCCUCCAGGUGGUGGUGUAACCACCCAGUGACAUAGUAAAUUAAUUGACCAGUAGCUAUUUCAAUAGGCUGAUUAACUACAUGCAUGUAUUUGUAGAGAAGACGUGAAAAACUUGUAAUAAGCAAAAUAGUAUAGAAAGAAGAAAUUGACUUUAAUUGUUGAUGAUGAAGUUUUCGAAAAUAAAAAAAAAUAAAAUGUACGUGCCUUCAUUACGGCAUCA
Molecule: messenger RNA, 5228 nt
Organism: Actinia tenebrosa (Australian red waratah sea anemone)
Lineage: Eukaryota; Metazoa; Cnidaria; Anthozoa; Actiniaria; Actiniidae
Source: RefSeq, a predicted model, not a curated record